This is a messenger RNA of Siniperca chuatsi (mandarin fish), 3966 nucleotides long. Its product is annotated as arrestin domain-containing protein 3-like. The record is from RefSeq and is a predicted model, not a curated record. The transcript has 6 exons. NCBI's taxonomy places the organism in Eukaryota, Metazoa, Chordata, Actinopteri, Centrarchiformes, Sinipercidae. Bases 176 to 1129 code for a protein of 317 amino acids. Gene Ontology annotation, cellular component: cytoplasm; plasma membrane. Gene Ontology annotation, biological process: protein transport.
AGUUAAAUGCACUGUUUGUUGCUACUGUUUGGGGCACCGUUUUUAUUUUUUUUAACCAUCUAAUACCUAAAUGGGUGACUGCUUGUCCGUUAGCAUUAACCAAGGAAACUUUUUCUAAAACUAGAAUAUCUUGUUUUCAGAAGAUUUUUUUUUAAUCUUAACUUGGGUCUCAACGAUGUUACAGCAGACGGUAAAGAAUUUCAACAUCAAUUUCAACGUCUUAAAUAAUAGGAAUACUUUCUCCAGUGGCGACCCAAUGACAGGACACAUUUCCUUCGAACUCACAAAGGAGACGAAGAUCACUUCGAUAACGAUGGCACUGACAGGAAAGGCGAAAGUCCACUGGUCCACCGGUGGAGGAGGGAGAGAGAGGAGGCGAAGACACUACUCGGCAAAACUGGACUUCUUUAACUUAAAAAGCGUUAUCGUGCAAGGAAACAGUGCUACUGGUGGGACAGCAACAUUUCAGCCUGGCACGCAUGUGUAUCCAUUUACAUGUCAGCUCCCACAGGGAGACUUCCCAUCUGCCUUCCGUGGGGUUCAUGGACAAAUAGCGUACACCUUGACAGUGGGCAUCAACAGACCCUGGCAUAUGUCCAAGGACUUUGUGACAGAAUUGAACUUCGUGAACCACACUGAUACCAACCAGCCAGAGCUGCGGGCUCCUCUCUCAGGCUCCAACAACAUGACACUGUGCUGCCUGUGGUGUGCCUCGGGUCCCAUCACAAUGACAGUCAGUGUAGAGAAGAAAGCCUUCAUCCCUGGAGAAACUGUGAAAAUCAUUUGCUACUUUAGGAACGCUUCAUCUCAAAGAGCUACUCCGAAGGUGAGACUGCAACAGAAACAGGUUUUCUACACCCACAACAAGGCCCACAAGAGGAUGAUUUUCAAAAGCUUUGCGUCAGUGACUGGCCAGCUCGUCAGUGCUCACACCUCUGACGUGCACACAGUGAUCAUGCUCACUAUUCCCUUGUCUGCAUCGCUCAGCAUCUCUAACUGCAGCAUCAUGGACGUUGAGUACUUUAUUGAGGUGAGCCUUAGUGUAACAGCUUCCCCUGACCUUACGGUGCUGUUUCCCAUCAUCCUGUGUGACACCCCUGUAAACACUCAUCCCCCUCCUUAUUUGUGAGUAAAUGCGUGAACAUCUUGAAUUGUUUCAGAUGUAUCUAAUAUUACAUGAUGGUGGGAUGCUUUUCAGUUUGACAGCAUAUUGUAAUUUCUCAGUCUGACUUGUUACUGGGAGAGCCUUAUUUCUCAGGGUUUUUGUAUCAGGCUCACCUGCCCUCUACCACUGAGCAUUAAAUUUUUACAGCUCAACACACAUUGAAACAUCACUAUUGUAUGUUUAAUUACACUUUUAAAGAUGUCUCUUCAUCUCUUUUGCUCAUUUUAGUACUCUUCAGUUCAGCUAAUUCUAGUCUUCCCACAGUCAAACUCUAUCUCUAUCUAUUUUAUUGUGUACUACUUGAUCUUUUCCAUAUCUCCGCGUGUUUUAAUAUUUACCACUGCAGGCAUUAUGCUUUCUUGCCUUGCUUUAUUUUAUUAUUGUACCCUCAACAGUGUAAAUUAAUUCCAUAUUUACUGUUACAAAGCAAAUAACAGUAACUCAGAACUGUAACUGCAAACUGUCACUCUCUUUAAACAUGGUCCCCCCGUAUUGUCACUUGGUUUUGUCAGCUUUUUAAUACCUGUAUUAUGUUGUCAGUGAAAAGUUUAAAUUUCAAUAAUGUAGAAAGUCUUCCUUAAACAAGAAAUUGCAUCUAUGUCAGCAUAUCAACGUAAUGGAGAAAACUUAAAAAUGUCAUGUCAGAUUUAUAAGUAUAUAAGCUAUUUUGUUUUUGUUUUUUUUACAGCAAAUUACUCUUUAAUAUAUUAAAUAUAAAUCAAAGACGCAAAGCUUGCUUUGUGGAAACUGCCUUAUAGCAUCAUACUGCCACUGACAAGCUGUCAUUCAAUUUUCUGAUUGUGUGUUUUAUCUAUGCAGUAUUCAAUAUGGAUUAUUGUAGACAUCUAUAGGAAAUCUAGUUUGUUUCAGUGUACGAUUGAGUAGAUUGAAGCAUGGGGGAAAAGAUGUGUUACAGUUUGAAGUUUAUUACCGCUUACAUCAUACCAAAGAUAUUAUUAUCGACAUUCCAUUGUACACUGUUAACAUUCAGAUAAGAUUUUCCUGUUCUUGCCUAAAUGGAAAAUAUGUUACUUUAUGUAAAAUCACAGCUUCAAGGGGUUGUCUCAGAUAGUCCUAAAAAAUAUAAUAUCAAGAACCUUCCUUGACCUAUUGUAAAUUAAAUGAAAAAAGUCAUUUGGAAUGUAUUAUUGUAUAUGAUUGUAUAAGUUUAUGUUUUUAUUUUUUCAUGUCUUUUUAACAUAUUAAUUGUUGUCAUGUACAUACUGUUUUGUAAGUAAACGAUUUAGAGAAGUAUUUUACUCUAUAAAUUAGAAGUUUGGGCACAGUAAGGGUAAAUGUGCUCUAAAUGAUGAUGAUGAUGAUGAUGAUGAUGAUGAUGAUGACGACAAAGACCUACCAUGCAAACAGCUGAAUGCUCGGCUGAACUGAUUCAGUACCUUGCACCAAAUUACUUUUUUGCUCUCUUCAGCAGAGAAAACGCUGCAACCGUGUAAACUAAAUUCCCUCUUUUAAGCCUAAUUAUGUGUCAUUGAGAACACCAUCAGCUUAAUUUCCUGGAGGAAAGCCGUCUAUUCAGCUGGCACUCACUCUUAAGGGAGCCAGUAUGUUAAUAUUCACUAACUUCAGGUCACUGGCUGUUUUUUGGUUUCUAAUAGUUGAGAGUAGCUCUGUACAUCUAACCCAUUUACAGACUUUUGACUUUACAGAAGUUUCAUUAUUUGAUUCAAAUGUAGGUUCACAUCAUCUCAGGCUGCUUCUUUCAUAUUGCUGCAAUGUGAAAAUGCUAAUUUUGUAUGUGUUUGUUUAAUAUAUGAAACAAAUUUCCAGUAUUGGAAUUUAGCUCUUAUGCUUACUAUAGCCAUAUUUGGUGAGCAUACGGACUAGCUUUAGCUGUUGCCAGGCUUUAACCUCAGUGCCUCUUUUUUUCGGACAGUCUCUCUCACCUCUGGGCCCUCUUCCUGUCACCAACUGAACUGGGUGUCAAUAAUUUUAUGCUACAUUUAAAGUAAAUGUACGUAAACCCUUCACUGUCUCACCGUCAUAUUUGUGCCAUGUGUUGUAGCCAAAACAGUGGGUCCAUCAGAGCUGAAGGUGUUUUGACUGCAUCAGCUAUUUACUGUUGUCUGUGUGCCUGAAAAGCUGGUUUAUGUCAGUUGGAAAUGCCACUAUUUAAAGUGAACAUGUCCCAACUCUCCAGAAAAACCCUGCUUUUGCUGCCUUCCCUCUGAUCUCUCAGGUCUUGGGUGUGUCAUAUUAUUGUGUCACAAUGCACUGAGACUCAUUGUCUUUCUGUAAGAUGGACUUUUAAGUAUUCACCUUUGUCUUAGCAUUGCAGUAGGAUAAACAUGUAAUCUCUAGAUGAAGUGAAAUUAAAUUUUGUUUUGCAUCAAGAUGUUUUUUUUCUUAACGUUUUUUUGUCCAAGGGUUACCAGAUUAAAAAAAAACAACUUUUUAUUUUUGCCCUUUUUACAACUGUCUUGGUUGCAAAUAUGGUGCAGUCCAUCUGGUUUGCUAUAGGGGGCAGCAACGCACAGGGUUACAGUGUGAGGAGCUACCUUAGUUGGAGGCUUUGCUCAUCAUGCUUCACUCUCUGUACCUUCCUCCCCCCCUUUUUGACAAAAUGCCACAAACCUGUCAAAUGAGAGCUGAAAGCUGACUACCACUAUCACACAUAUUUCACAAUUGAUGAUAAAAUUGCUAUCACGUGUGUAAGGUGACAGGCUGUGGACUAUCACAUUAAAUUAUUUAUUGUACUAUACUCAGCUGUAAUAUAAUAAACCAAGUCAUGAUUUAGGGCACUGACACAAAUGGCAAUAAAAUGUGUUUGUUGUAAUUAUUUA